ACUCUCCAUCCAGGCCCCAGGCAAGCAGCACCUCCCUGCUCUCCUGCACUCCUGGACACAACCAGCAGCUCCUGCCAUGGACAGGUGGUACCUGGGCGGCAGCCCCAAGGGGGACGUGGACCCGUUCUACUAUGACUAUGAGACCGUUCGCAAUGGGGGCCUGAUCUUCGCUGGACUGGCCUUCAUCGUGGGGCUCCUCAUCCUCCUCAGCAGAAGAUUCCGCUGUGGGGGCAAUAAGAAGCGCAGGCAAAUCAAUGAAGAUGAGCCGUAACAGCAGCCUCGGCGGUGCCACCCACUGCACUGGGGCCAGCUGGGAAGCCAAGCAUGGCCCUGCCUCUGGCGCCUCCCCUUCUUCCCUGGGCUUUAGACCUUUGUCCCCGUCACUGCCAGCGCUUGGGCUGAAGGAAGCUCCAGACUCAAUGUGACCCCCAGGUGGCAUCGCCAACUCCUGCCUCGUGCCACCUCAUGCUUAUAAUAAAGCCGGCGUCAGAGACCGCUGCUUCCCUCACCUGCCUGCCUGUCUCCCUCCUCUGUCACCACCAGCCUCUCCAAGCUCAAGUACAAAUACAGCCGGGUCUCAUUUGUUUUUUCAA
Homo sapiens (human) is the source of this 593-nucleotide messenger RNA. RefSeq names its product FXYD domain containing ion transport regulator 2 (gene FXYD2). The record is from RefSeq and is marked reviewed. Bases 77 to 271 code for a protein of 64 amino acids. Gene Ontology annotation, cellular component: basolateral plasma membrane; membrane; sodium:potassium-exchanging ATPase complex. Lineage: Eukaryota; Metazoa; Chordata; Mammalia; Primates; Hominidae. The transcript is spliced from 6 exons. Gene Ontology annotation, biological process: regulation of monoatomic ion transport; monoatomic cation transport; negative regulation of cell population proliferation. Gene Ontology annotation, molecular function: sodium channel regulator activity; ion channel regulator activity.